AUGCUAGAUGUUGUAGAAACAAAGAUAAAAGAGUGUAAAGAAACUGAAAUAAAAACUCCAAGCGGAAAUGCAUAUUGGAAAUACAGAGGUCUACGUUUUUCUACAUCUGAAGGUGUACUAUGUUGGAAAGAGAAUGAAACGCUACUAUUUCGGGAAUGUAACACGCACAGCGGGCGCUGGUUGCCAGAGUCUGUCACUUGCAAAACGAGAGACGAACCUAAUACAUUCUGUCCGAAUGACCUUUUGGAAAUAAUGAUGAGGAAUGACAACCCAGUAUGUCUAAAAAUUUCUCCACACCCUCAUCAGUACGACGAUGCCUAUUGCCACGGCUCAAAUGUUAUUAUUCCCCUUGAUUUAUCUGUACCUGAUUCUGAUCUAUCCAUCGCCGUUACAAAGUUUUUGUCUAGUAAAGGCAUAAACCGAUUUUGGCUGCCUCUUAAACGAAAUGACACCCUACCUCUAUACAAAGUUCGUUUACCAGGAACCCGAUGGAGUGAAAUAUUUGAAGGAAGUAUAGAAAUUGCUGACCUAAGAUCUAAUAAAAACUGUCUAUCUACGAUAGUUGUUCAUAAUCAGAAAAACAACAGUCACCAAAACAGGCACACACAAUUUAUCAAUGAAGUGACUCACUGCAAUGAGCUUAUUCACUCGGUUUGUAUAUUCCGGAAAAAACUUUUGUCUCGUACGGGCUGUAAGGAAAAUUUUGGAGCGCUAAGCUAUCGACCAGCAGAAUGUUAUGGGUUGGAGUGGAAUCAUAAAAGUAGGUCUCGCUCAAUCAAUGCACUAAAUGUUAAUAAUUUUUUUGAAAAACGCAACGUUCUUCAACUUAUAUUUCGAGACCUUAUAUCAAAGUCCAGAAGAAACGAGUUUUUUGAAGUUGAAAGUUUUGCAGAUGAAGCGGAUAAGGUCUAUGUAGUGUUAAUGAACCGAAAAGAAGAGUUCAAGAUCUUACAUAAAAACAACGAUAAUGAAUUUCCUUUGAUUAGUGAAGAAAUUGUUCCCAUUACAAAUAAUUUGGUGACAAUGAUUUUAAAAUUUAAUGUUGAAUUACAACAGCUCGUCUUAAUAGUUUAUAACAGUCGGUUCAUUUGGCGCAUAGAAGAGGAUGAUGAGAAUGAAGGGGUAGCAAUAUUUCAAGAUGCUGAGUCUCAAGAACCUUCCGAAAUGUUAACUGGUGCCUUUAAGCACGAAUAUUAUCGUUUUUUGCAAGCAAACCAUACUUAUGAAGACUUUGUGAAUGACCCUCAUUUACAAAUGGGCACUUUUAUACCAGAUAAGCUCCUAAAUCGCCUAAAUGAAAUCUCAGAAAUGUUGAAUGUAACGCAAAAGCGUAGCCCCGUUAUUAUCAUCAAAAUUUACUCCAGUGAUAGACUCUUUCAAGAACUUUCUACUAAGAAACAGAUUGUUUCUGGUCGUAUCGUAUCCAUAUCUAUUCCUGGCUUUAAUACUGAACUACCAGAUAUUGUCCCUAUUGCAUUACAUGUAUCGCCCGACGAAGCAAAGAAUAAAAAUGACUCGAUUGAGUUGUGCCAUUAUUGGAAUUUUCGUAAUUGGGUAACUGAUGCCACCUAA
Messenger RNA from Scaptodrosophila lebanonensis, 1572 nucleotides. RefSeq lists its product as uncharacterized. The transcript has 4 exons. The record is from RefSeq and is a predicted model, not a curated record. NCBI's taxonomy places the organism in Eukaryota, Metazoa, Arthropoda, Insecta, Diptera, Drosophilidae. The coding region runs from base 1 to 1572 and encodes 523 amino acids.